AUUGAUGUGACAAGUGAGGAAUUUUGACGUAUUUCCUAUACACAGACUUGUGGAUUCUGACAACAGAUCCAAUGAAUCUGCCGUGAUAUUUGUCUCUAUGAUGACUCAAGAGAAAGAAAGAUACUAUGAAUUACUUGGCGUAGAACUGAAUGCUCCACACAACGAUAUCUUGCGUGCCUACGGACGUUUGGCUUUACAAUCUCACCCAGACAGCUCAGAUAAGAAUAAUUGUCUGAUCAACUUUCAAGAGAUUACCACAGCUUACAAAAACUUAAUUCCAGACGAUGAAUAUAAAGACUUAGAUAGUAAUCAGUUAUUUUCAAGGCUAUUUGAAAAUGUGCUAUUAUGCAAGAAACCAGAUAUCGGAGUAUUCCUGUUCUUUGCUGCCGGCCAAAAACAUUCUUCUUAUGAAGAAAUGUCCAUGUACAUCGAUGAUGAAGAGGAGGAGGACGCUGGAGAAAAAGAAUUUGACUCCUUUGUUCAAAUAAUUAAGAAUCGAAGGGGAAAAGGAAAGCCAGUAUCAGACGCAUUUACUGACGAUAAACUGGCAAAAUUGAAAGAAAGUUUAAUUCAAGAGAGAGAAACUAGAAAACUAGACAAGGCAAAAAAGCAAUCUGGAAAGAAAUCCAAACAGCAAUCUGUGCCUGUCUGUAAGCCAAAGCAGAAAUCAAAAAAGCAGCUGAAAGCCGAACAACGUCGGCGUGAGAAGGAGAUGCAAGAGAUUGCACAUGAUUUAAACGAAAAAGCUAAAGUUGAUCAAGAGAAACUUGAAAAAAGAAAACAGGCUGAAAUUAAGAGGCUAGAGGAAGAGAAGAAGAAGCAGGUUGAAGAAGAUAAAAUACGAAAAGAAAGAGAAAUAGAAAAGGCUAUCAGAGAAGCAGAAGAAAAAAAGAGGAGAGAAGUCCUCGAACGCGAAAACGAGCGUCAGCUUGGUAUGGAUGAAGAAGCUGAACGUAAAAAGCAACAAGAAUUAAAGAAGAAAGAAAAAGAGAAGUUGAAGAAGAAGGAAGCAGAAGCUAAGAAGUUUGCUGAACAAAAAGCCAAAGAAGCAGAACAAGCCAAAGUACAGGCUGCAAAGAGACAGCAACAACAGAACACACAGUUACAACAGCAGCAGCAGCAACAACAACAGCAGCAACAACAAUCGCGUUAUCCUCGUGAAGUACCACCUAGAUUCCAACAGCAACAACAAAAGAAUCAACUAAAAAAGGAGCAGCAACCUAAAACAGUACAAACACAACUACCAAACGGUAAAAAAAUGGAGGAUAAAAUGGAGAUUGAAGCCAGCAGUGAUUUCUCUGUCUGGAAUGAGCCAAGUAGUGGCUGGAAUCAUGUUGUUGUGGACGGAAAGGACCAGGAUGCCUGGCCAGCAAUCGGAGGAAAGGGUUUAGAGUCAGCUGCAAUGAUGGUAGACAAUGAUGAUGAAUCCAUCAAAUCUGGGAACAAUACAGAUAAUGCUGCCUCUAAUCCAAAUUUUGAUUUUAAAAUGAAUUCUAUGUCCAAUGUGCCUGGCCAGAUGAACCAUAUUGGUCAUUCUACGGGCGAAGCUCAGAAUAAAGGAUCAGGAAGUGCCAAUUCUUCCACAAGUGCAAAUGCCAUGAAUUUUCCUGAUUGGAGUACAAAGUCGUCAAGUGGAUCUUCUACUUGGGGUGCUACAAACGAUAGUUUAUCGUCAAGCUUGAACUCUGGCUCUGUUAUCUCGCCUGUGAAUAAACAGAGUCACGAAGGUGCUGGUGAACUGAACAAUAUGAGUAUUAACUCUGGCUGGGGUGCGAUUGGUACCUUGGCAACUACAUCUAAUGUGUCCAGUCUGCGUGGAUUUCCAUCUAAUGACAUUGGUGGAAAUAAUACCACCCAAUCAAACUCUUUAGGGAGCAACCCAACAUGGACAUCUGUAGUUGGCGGAGGUGGACGAGGACCUCAGCAAAACUCACAAAAUGCAAACCUUAAUGGAAUGCAGAGUGGAAACAUGGCACAAGCCACAACCAGUACUGGCAAUGGACCAAACCUCACAUUUACUCAAGCUGCAAUGCAAAAUUCUGGGCCGCCUACCAAUCCUGCCUCCCAGUCUACUCUACCCACUUCUGGAUGGGGGCUGAGCUCAGAAGGGCAGGGAUUGUCUUUCUCUACAGGAAGUGGGAAUAGUUUUCCCACGGGUGCUAAUCCAAAGAGUACCAAUCCGGUGUGGAAUAUACCUUCAUCAGGAUUUCCAGGUGCCAUGUCUAGUGCGGAUAAGCCGGGUAAUCAUUCUACUGAUGGAGCACUUAAUAAUAUUACAGAUGCUGCAAAUGGUGCAGAUUCUUGGCAGGGAUCAG
This is a messenger RNA of Saccoglossus kowalevskii, 2315 nucleotides long. RefSeq lists its product as uncharacterized. NCBI's taxonomy places the organism in Eukaryota, Metazoa, Hemichordata, Enteropneusta, Harrimaniidae. Gene Ontology annotation, molecular function: nucleic acid binding; protein binding. Gene Ontology annotation, biological process: miRNA-mediated gene silencing by inhibition of translation; positive regulation of nuclear-transcribed mRNA poly(A) tail shortening. The record is from RefSeq and is a predicted model, not a curated record. Gene Ontology annotation, cellular component: nucleoplasm; P-body.